AUGCGCACCUUGGCCAAGUCUGGGCCCAACGUGUCCUGGUGGGCACUGGCCAACGCAUCUGGCUGUCCAGGCUGUGGCACCAAUGCCUCGGACGGCCUGGCUCCUGCGUUGUGGCCCGUGGAUGCCUGGCUCGUGCCGCUCUUCUUUGGUGUGCUGAUGCUGCUCGGCCUGACAGGGAACUUGCUUGUCCUUUUCGUCAUCUGUCGCCACAAGCAGAUGCGCACGGUGACCAACUUCUACAUAGCCAACCUGGCAGCCACAGAUGUGACCUUCCUGCUGUGCUGUGUGCCGUUCACUGCCCUGCUCUACCCUCUGCCUGCCUGGGUGCUGGGUGACUUCAUGUGCAAGUUUGUCAACUACAUUCAGCAGGUCUCGGUGCAGGCCACCUGCGCCACCCUGACUGCCAUGAGCGUGGACCGCUGGUAUGUGACAGUGUUCCCUCUUCGAGCCCUACACCGCCGCACGCCCCGCCUGGCGCUCUUUGUGAACCUGUGCAUCUGGGUGGGCUCCGCAGCCGUGUCGGCUCCGGUGCUCGCCCUGCACCGCCUCUCGCUGGGGCCGCCCACCUACUGCAGCGAGGCCUUUCCCAGCCGCGCUCUCGAGCGUGCCUUUGCGCUCUACAACCUGCUGGCACUCUACCUACUGCCGCUGGUCGCCACCUGUGCCUGCUACGGGGCCAUGCUUCGCCACCUGGGCCGGGCUGCCCUGCUCCCGACGCCUACCGACAGCGCCCUGCAGGGGCAGCUGCUGGCGGAACGAGCGGACGCUGUGCGGGCCAGGGUGUCACGGCUGGUGGCGGCCGUGGUUCUGCUCUUCGCUACCUGCUGGGGCCCCAUCCAGCUGUUCCUGGUGCUGCAGGCGCUGGGCCCGGCUGGCUCCUGGCACCCGCGCAGCUACGCAGCUUACGCGCUCAAGAUCUGGGCGCACUGCAUGUCUUACAGCAACUCAGCCCUGAACCCGUUGCUCUACGCGUUCCUGGGCUCGCAUUUCCGUCAGGCCUUGCGCCGGGUCUGCUCCUGCUCUCCUGCGCGCCCCCAGCGUACCCCGCCGCCGGGACCCUCCGGCCACACCGCCCUCCCCACCUCGAGAACGCUGAAGCCCGGGAGCUGCGAGUUCGGGCCCUGCGGGCUGUGCGCCCUGAGGGAACAUGCUGCCCCUCCCUGA
This is a messenger RNA of Pteronotus mesoamericanus, 1164 nucleotides long. It is a transcript of the gene KISS1R, whose product is annotated as KISS1 receptor. The transcript is spliced from 5 exons. The record is from RefSeq and is a predicted model, not a curated record. Lineage: Eukaryota; Metazoa; Chordata; Mammalia; Chiroptera; Mormoopidae. The coding region runs from base 1 to 1164 and encodes 387 amino acids. Gene Ontology annotation, molecular function: G protein-coupled peptide receptor activity. Gene Ontology annotation, biological process: neuropeptide signaling pathway. Gene Ontology annotation, cellular component: plasma membrane.